UCCAUAAUAGCUAUUGUAUUUAGUAGUUAUAUAGUUAUUGUAACACGGUCCGAAAACUGUGCAGCUCCACGCAGCUCCAGCCGCAAAUACCUGCCGUAAAGUGUGAUCCAUGUGACGUCAUUCUGUAACUUGCUUGUAUUUAUUACAAUAACAAAUGAUAACGACAUCUUUUAACAUUAAAGUUAGACACAGAUCUGAUUAAAGGUCAACAUCUGAAUCCAACUAAAUAAUGUAGCCUACUGCUAAUUAAAUUUGUCUCUUACAACUAUGAAAAUGUAACGAGUAAAACAUGUUUAAACUGCAACUAGUUUUCAUAAUCAUCUAUAAUUCAAAACACUUAACAAUUAAUAGUAAUUUAAUUGGAGUUGAAGUUGACAUUUCAUGGCUUAACAUUACAAUGCAACAUGUAUUCCUUUCUUUAUCUUCAGGGUGGUCCUACCUAUGGCAGGAAAAUGAUGACUGGGAGUCUUGCAGCUGCAGGUGUCUUCGCAUCAGAGAGUCGUGUUGGAGCUGUUUUGCGCAACAUUCACCCACCUUACCAAGGCACGAUGCCAGGAGCAAGGAACCUCAACCCUCUUCCUUACCAUGCAGCCUAUGUGGGUCACAAAAUCCACAUGGACCAAAAUGAGAAGAUUGUCAUGUUUGGCGUGACUCAUGUGCUGGCAAUAGAUGGCUUCUCCAGCAAAAUUGUUGGACAAGCUACGAUGCCUGUAAAGAACAACCUCACCAUCUACAAUGACGUUUACAGGAGUGCAGUAAUGGAAUAUGGGAUGUGGGACCAGGUCAGAGUGGAUCAUGGAAAGGAGUUCUACCUCACUCUUUUCAUGCAGGAGAAGUUGGCCAGCCACCUCCACAACACUGAAAGGCCACCAUAUCUCCAAACACCAUCGACAAAGAAUCACAGAAUCGAGAGAAUCUGGCCAGAAAUCAACAACCGGGUUAACUACCCGUUGAAAGCUGCAUUGGUCCAACUGGUGGAUCAGGAGGAGCUGGACAUGGAGGACCAGAUGACUCGGUUCUGUGUGUCAUCUUUGACAUGCCAGUUGGCCCAGAUCGGUGUUAACCGAACUGUGCAAGCAUGGAAUGCACACAGGAUUCCUGGGAGGGGGAUCCCAAAUUACUUGGCCAGAGAUGGAUGCCCAAAUAAGCUGUCGACAGACCUUUUGCCAAAUGCAUCUGUGGCUGCAGACUGGUACGACCAGGAAGUGGGCUCACUGACACGAGUGUCAGACUUUGGCACCAACCCAUUUCCAAGUUUACAGGACCAGGAAGCUGCAGUGAGGGAUUUGCUCUGCAGUGCCCUGAUACAAGUGUACUGCUGGACAAUGCAGUGAAUAAUCUGCCACAACCGUUCAAAGAUGGACUCAAAGGCCUCAUCGACAUCUCAAGGAGAAAUUGUCAACGCUGAUGUUUUAUGUGUGUCUAAGUUGUUCUUGUCUGUGCUUUUUAAUUGGUUCAACUGACGGAAUGUUUUUUUCUUUUCUUCAAAUGUUGGGGGUCUAAAGGGAGAAAUAUGUUCUUUUUGAAUAAACACUUCUGUUGUCUUCAAAGUCUGGCACGAA
This is a messenger RNA of Pseudoliparis swirei, 1562 nucleotides long. RefSeq lists its product as uncharacterized. The transcript has 5 exons. The coding region runs from base 405 to 1334 and encodes 309 amino acids. The record is from RefSeq and is a predicted model, not a curated record. NCBI's taxonomy places the organism in Eukaryota, Metazoa, Chordata, Actinopteri, Perciformes, Liparidae.